This is a messenger RNA of Geosmithia morbida, 1731 nucleotides long. Its product is annotated as MFS family permease. Lineage: Eukaryota; Fungi; Ascomycota; Sordariomycetes; Hypocreales; Bionectriaceae. The record is from RefSeq and is a predicted model, not a curated record. The transcript has 5 exons. The coding region runs from base 1 to 1731 and encodes 576 amino acids. Gene Ontology annotation, biological process: transmembrane transport; basic amino acid transport. Gene Ontology annotation, cellular component: fungal-type vacuole membrane. Gene Ontology annotation, molecular function: basic amino acid transmembrane transporter activity.
AUGGAUCGUGCUCUCACGGCUGCUACCAGCAGUGCGGGGCCGAAUGCCGUGGCGGUCGAGAAUGGGGAGCGACAGCCCCUCCUCGGCAGCAAGUUGACGGCUCAGCAAAGGGAUCGAGAGAUUGUCCCACGUGGGGAGGAUGAGGAGGAGGGUGCAGAGGAUCGGCAACACGUGGAAGGAGGAGAAGAGGAGUGGAAGCUACCCCGGCACUUUGUCUGGAUCCAAUUCGGCAUCAUGUCCAACGUCUUCCUCUCAGGCUUCGACGGCACCAUCACCGCCUCUACCUAUGCCGUCAUCAGCUCCGAGUUUGGCGCGACGAACACGGCCUCGUGGCUGACGACGUCGUACCUCGUCACCAACACGGCUUUUCAACCCCUAUAUGGCCGUGUCUCCGACAUUUUUGGCCGUCGCAUCUGCUUCUUCGUCGCGACCGUGGCCUUUGCCCUUGGCUGCCUGGGAUGCAGUCUAUCGAAUGACAUCAUCCUUCUCUACUGCAUGCGCGCUCUCACCGGCUUUGGUGGAGGCGGUCUGAUGACAAUGGCCACAAUCAUCAACUCGGACAUGAUCCCCUUUCGCAACAGGGGCAUGUAUCAGGCCCUCCAGAACUCAACGUACGGCCUUGGAGCCAUCUGCGGCGCAUCGCUUGGCGGCUCUAUUGCCGACUCCAUCGGCUGGAGGUGGUGUUUCCUUCUUCAGGUCCCAAUGUCUGCCUUUGCUCUGUUCCUCGGUUACACGGUCAUCAAGAACCCGUCUCACUCUCUCAUCGGAAGUAGCAAUGGCGGACAGUGGACCUGGCUCGACGCAUACAAGAAGGUGGACAUAUCGGGAUCGCUGCUUCUCGUCACUGGUAUUUCCAUCCAACUUCUCGGUCUGAGCCUCGGAGGCAACGAGCUGCCCUGGAGCAGCCCCUGGGUGGUUGGGUCUCUGGUCGGAAGCGUCAUCAUCUUGGUCACGUUCCUGAUAGUCGAGGUUACGACCAAGGCUGUCCCCAUCAUCCCGUUCCGCCUGCUGCGCGGAAAGGUUCCCAUCGCUACGCAGAUCUCCAAUGCCUGUGUUGGUCUCGCGGUCUAUGGCUACAUCUUUAUGCUUCCCCUAUUCUUCCAGGUUGUCCUGCUGGACUCUGCCACCAAGGCUGGGGUCCGUCUGGUUAUCCCCUCCAUUGCCACACCUAUUGGCGGGGUCAUUUCUGGUGUCGUCAUGUCGCGCUGGGGAAAGCUUCCCACUCUCGUCAGGACCGGCUGUUUCCUGAUGGCUGUGGGAAUCGGGCUCGUUGCUUCUUUGAGCUUUGUUGACUCCCACUGGAAGUACUUUACGUACAUCUUCGUGCCAAACCUGGGCCAGGGAAUCGUCUAUCCUGGUCUUCUCUUCACUUCUCUUGCCACCUUUGAGCACUCAGAGCACGCUGCGACUACCUCGACCGUGUAUCUCAUUCGAUCUUUGGGUACAGUCUGGGGUGUCUCUGUUACCUCGGCGAUUGUGCAAACCACGCUCAAUCUUCGACUUCCGGAUGCUCUGGACGGGGUACCUGAUAAAUGGAAGAUCAUCGACGCGGUGCGGCACUCGGUCGAAGAGCUCCGCAACCUCCCCCCUGACGUCCAGCUCAAGGCCCGGUUGGUCUACUACGACGGUUUUCGGUAUUCCUUCAUUGCCUCAUCGGCGGUCGCCUCGGUGGCCCUCGUCUCGGCGUUCUUCAUCAACGGAAAGAACCUCAGGACGACUGUUAGAAAAUGA